Entrophospora sp. SA101 is the source of this 1530-nucleotide messenger RNA. The record is from the annotation of a GenBank genome assembly. NCBI's taxonomy places the organism in Eukaryota, Fungi, Glomeromycota, Glomeromycetes, Entrophosporales, Entrophosporaceae.
AUGCUCAAUGUAAAUGGAAAUCCUCGUCCAGUUAUUAAUUCAAAAGGAAAGAGAAGAAAACCUUCUUCUAAAAGCUUGGGUCAAGCUUUGAAAUGUAGUGAUGAAGUCUUUUUAGAUUUCAUAUCUCGUUGUUUACAAUGGGAUCCUGAAAAACGUGGUAAUAGUCUUUCAAAAAAGUCAAGCUCAAAGUCACUCAGAAGUACCAAUAAUAACGAAACAUUGUCUAUAUUGAAAGAUUUACAACAAGUAGAAAGUGAACUUGACACUCAUACAAAUCAACUAAUUGGUAGAAUGAAAAAGUUAUUCGAUGUCCCUGGUGAAAAUAAUACUACUAAAAAUAACGUUGAUGUUAAUAUUAGCACAAUAUCAAAUGACUCUUCCUCAUCAAGUUAUAAUAACAAUCUUGGUGAAAAACUAAAACGUUCUCCGUCAGCGUCUAAACGUUCUUCCGCAUUGACUCCUACCACCACUUCUAAACCUUUAUUAAAUCGUCGUAUAAGUGCACAAGAUUCUGCCAAAUCUUCUCCAAAUUCUUCAUCAUCAAUGAUAAAUGGUGCAAAAUCUGAAGAAAAAUUAAAUUCACCGCCUAAUUCAAAUUCUUCUUCAUCUUCUAAACAUAAGAAAAAAGAUAGUAGUAGCCAUAAUAAUAGUAAAAGAAAACCUUUUGUCGACACUUCUACAUCAACAAAAACUCGUGCAAUGCAACAGUUAGAGGACUUUACUUCAUUCAGAGACUUUAAUAAUGAACCUUCUAGUACUAAAAGAUUAAGCGGUAAUAAUAAUAGAAGUAAAAGUAGCAAUAGUAAUCGUUUAAAAAAAUUUAACAAUGAAAAAUCAGUUGUUGAUAAAAAUAAUUUAAUUAUUAUAGGUUCGUAUGGUGAUGAUAUUAAGUCUGAUAUACAUGGUGAUACUCCUUCUCCUUUACUGCCUGCUUUCUUUGAGGACGAUGCAUGGCCAUCUGUACUUCUAUUGUUAUCUCUUUUACUACUACGUGGUGGUGGUGUUUUACUAUCCUCAAAAUCACCUUUUGGCGCUGUUAUACUUACAAUUUUUUUAUCAGAAGAAACAUUACAUACAGUUACAUCAUCUUCAAGUAAAUCUUCUAGUCAAUCUAAACAUAAAUCAAAUAUUUCUGAUUUUCCACCAUGGUUAAACAACAAUAACAGCAAUAACAGCAUCAAUGCUCCUUCAAGCACUAGCUUUAUAUCAUCUUCGUCGCCUUCUUCAAGAGCGUCUUCAUCAUCACAUAAAAAAGGUGGUAAUAGUCUUUCAAAAAAGUCAAGCUCAAAGUCACUCAGAAGUACCAAUAAUAACGAAACAUUGUCUAUAUUUAAAGAUUUACAACAAGUAGAAAGUGAACUUGACACUCAUACAAAUCAACUAAUUGGUAGAAUGAAAAAGUUAUUCGAUGUCCCUGGUGAAAAUAAUACUACUAAAAAUAACGUUGAUGUUAAUAUUAGCACAAUAUCAAAUGACUCUUCCUCAUCAAGUUAUAAUAACAAUCUUGGUGAUGGGCUCAAGGAUGUAUGA